AAUGCGAUCAUCCAGCUCACCAGACGAACCACCAUAUUGCAGAAUGUACAAGGGACACCUUGAGCUGUACAUUGGUCACGGUGCUGACUGGUGGGUUCUUAUUCCUCUUGAACAGCAGGUGAUCCGACAACAACUUAUGUGUACUUCAUACAUCCCAAAAAACGUAGAAAGAGGCAAAGAGAUUGAAGUUCAUCUUCAAGUGCAUGCCGAUGUUCCUGGCAUAGAUGCGGAAGUUCUCCUUGAUGAGAAGCAUCAGUCGUACCGCAAGGCCCAUCGAUCGGUCCCAUUUAGCAUCAUCUCUGAUUCAGGUGACGUUAGAGUGGAACGUGAUUGUGAGGGGAAGAUGGCAGAAACUAAGCUGCUCUCUCUAAAGGAAAUUCACAACCGAAUGAGACAUAAAGUAGUCUUAAAAGUGCCCCCGAGAGAGGAAGAUACUGCAUUCAACGUAAUAACCAUCACACUUACACAGUCUGGGAAACUAGAGGUGUCUCGAUCAAUGUCAUUCGUCAUUAUAUAUGAAGGUGGUCGAGAUCUCGAGAUGAAUGACAGACAGACAGAUCAUGUGAGAGGGACAAGCAAAGAGUCUCUUUAUUAG
Molecule: messenger RNA, 595 nt
Organism: Strongylocentrotus purpuratus (purple sea urchin)
Lineage: Eukaryota; Metazoa; Echinodermata; Echinoidea; Camarodonta; Strongylocentrotidae
Exons: 4
Coding region: 2-595 (197 amino acids)
Source: RefSeq, a predicted model, not a curated record